This is a messenger RNA of Styela clava, 1859 nucleotides long. The record is from RefSeq and is a predicted model, not a curated record. Lineage: Eukaryota; Metazoa; Chordata; Ascidiacea; Stolidobranchia; Styelidae.
AUCCAAUUUCUACAAGAAAUAAUGAUGGUAACGUUACAACAAGCGACAAUGUUUCUUCGCUGGAAAUAAAGCCGAGCGAAGCUAGUUCUGUUCAUGUCCAAAUUCCAAUAAAAAAAGUGUUGAAUGCGACAAAAAUUAGUGGAAAACAAGUAUCCAAACUAACCGUGGUUGUAGCAUUAUGGAAAGACAUGAGUACUAUGCCUAGAAACUUGACGCGGUCAGAUGCUAGAAUACCGGAAAAUGUAACUGCUGUGACGGUUGCUUAUUAUCGCGAAAAUGAUAAAUUGGAUAUGAUCAAAGAAAGUUUACCAGUUACUUAUUCUGUGGAUCUCCAAAAUGACUUCACCGAACUUGAAGGCUUGAAAUCCAACGAAAGAAUCAAAAAUGUUCAGCGAGUGUGCGUCUGGUUCGAUUUCACAACAACCGGAACGUGGAGUGACAAAGGAUGCCGAUCCACGAAAUCAAAUGCCGGCGGAGUGACGUGCGAGUGCGAACACACGACGACCUUCGUGACUUUAUUAAUGUUGAAUAGUUCGGUGGUUAUGCCGGCCGAGGUUCAUUAUAUCUCUCUGGCUUUUGAGAUUGCAAGCAUAUGCUGCUUGUUACUUACAGUUUUAUUUAUAUUGAUUGCGAGACACGGGGCUGGUAUUGAUUCCACAUUCGCACCAAAAGCAACAGGUAUGAACUCGAACCGAACAAACUCGCAAGUUAGUCUUUGUGUUUCGUUACUGUGUCUCCACUUAGUUAUAGUUUGGAGCGAUUUCGCAAGAAACCAUAAUGAUAACGGAUGUGUAGCAGCCACCAUAAUGACUCAUUACUUCCUACUUGCCACGGGCUUUUGGUCCUUUUGCGAAGGACUCGGAAUAUUCGUGAAGAUGUUUCCGAAACUAACAUUGAACGUGGAAUAUCCUACUUUGACAAUAGUGCAAACUGUAUUUGCUUGGUGUGCGCCUCUAGUUUUUACGGUACCUGCGGCAGCAUACGGGAUAUCAAACAACAAGUAUAUCGAUUUGGCUGAAGCCUAUAAAAUUACUCUACAGAAAUCACAAAAUACAUCAUAUUCAACGCCAAUGUAUGAAAGAUGUUGGCUGAGUGCUGACAGCGGAAUUGUAUGGACUGCUGUUGGUCCAAUUAUAUUUGUCGUUGUGGCAAAUAUAGCUAUUUUGUGCUACAUAACAAAAGGUGUUAUGAAGAUGAAUAGAAAAAUUCAAACUUACCGAGUGAGAAACUUUGAAUCGAGCAACACUCAAUACGGUUACUCAAAUGGGAACGCCGUCCAAAGUCGUGGCAGUACACCCCCGCCACGAUAUCGAUCUUCGGUCACAUCGAUUGGUAGCGGUGCCAUACCUCUUGGGUCGGCUGCCAGACAAAAAAGACAUGUGAAACAUAUGCUAUCUGUGACUCGAACAUUUGCAAUAUUAAUGCCAGUUCUUGCAAUUCCGUGGAUACUGGGUAUUCUAGGUAAUAUACCUGGUGCGACCACUACUCUUCUAACAGCACAUACCGUAGUAAAUGGCCUCCAAGGACUUCAAAUAUUUUUAUUGUAUUGCGUUGUGAACAAAGCGGACUGGAGAAUUGUUAAAAGAAAAUGGAGGAACAGUGAUGUUCGAUUUUUAUUUACACAUCAUCGACAUAAUAGACGGGAAUCCGUCAUAACAAACUCGGCGCGAGUGGUCGUAUAUGAUGCAAAAAAGAACAACCCGAAGAUAGAUUCUAAUGCAAAUACAUACCUUAGCGCAUCGUGGAAGCCAGUGCCCAAUACACACUACGACACUUUGAGCAGUUGUAGGUCUAGCACCGGAACUGUAAAUAGCGCCCAUAGUCCAGGUAGCUCAUUGGAAAGAAAGCCGCUGCGUUAA